Egretta garzetta (little egret) is the source of this 916-nucleotide messenger RNA. It is a transcript of the gene ANKRD37, whose product is annotated as ankyrin repeat domain 37. Gene Ontology annotation, molecular function: protein binding. The transcript has 6 exons. The record is from RefSeq and is a predicted model, not a curated record. Lineage: Eukaryota; Metazoa; Chordata; Aves; Pelecaniformes; Ardeidae.
AUGGCAAUCCAGUUUUUUGCAAACGUGUUUGGAACAGGGAUGUACCAGGUGGCUGUCCUGAUCUCCACGAUCACCGCCGCCUCCGGCCCCGCUCGGACCGGCGACGACCCUGCCAUCCGAAGUCAGCCUCGUCGCAGUCUUCCCACACCAGCGUUAGGGCGCAUUAGAGCCACGCUGGAAGCUGCGCUCGGCGGCAGCAAACUGGCAAUAACCCUGUGCUUCCCCCCGCCCCGCUCCCUGCCCCCGGUAUCUUGUGUAUUUUAGUCCGGCAGCUUCAGCCGCUUGUUUGAGGCAGGAACCGGUGUGAACGCACCUGCAGAUGCCUUUGGUCAGUCUCCAGCUCACUUGGCUGCUUGUGGUGGUGAAGCUUUUCUCCUACUUUGGCAACUGCAGACAGGAGCAAAUUUGAACCAACAGGAUUGCCUUGGAGAAGCCCCGAUUCACAAAGCAGCAAAAGCUGGGAGUUUGGAAUGUCUUGCUCUCCUUGUUGCUGGUGAUGCCAAAAUUGACCUGUGCAACAACAGUGGACAAACAGCAGCAGACCUCGCGCUGGCUUACGGCUUUCUGGAAUGUGCCAAGUUCCUCACGACAGCGCAGCACACUCAGACAAUGAAACUAAGAGGCCAGCCUGGCUGCUCGCUCAGCGACAAACCCGGCUCCCUGAGAGAGGAUCCAGCUCCACAGAAACAAGCGAGUGAAACCGGCAGAUCCAUAAGCAGGAAGAGGAGAAGAUGUUGUCUCCUAGCUGACAAGAGCAGCAGCUCAUAAUCCCAGAAAGAAAUCAAGGGGAAUCCGAAGUCUGAAGAAACACGACUGGACUAUGCACUGAGCAGCCAGAUGUCUACACUGGUACAUUGUCUCCUUCUGAGAAGGAGGAAAGCUCGUUUAUUUUUACUUCUUACAGAAGACUACUUUC